This is a messenger RNA of Linnemannia hyalina, 339 nucleotides long. The record is from the annotation of a GenBank genome assembly. NCBI's taxonomy places the organism in Eukaryota, Fungi, Mortierellomycota, Mortierellomycetes, Mortierellales, Mortierellaceae.
AUGAACGACAUCAAAACCGCCGCCAACAGCCUCUUGACCGCAUACAUCAAGGACACGCCAAAGUCCUUGAAGUUGAUUGAUAGUUACAUGGUCUAUGUGCUGUUGACCGGCAUCAUCCAGUUCGUCUAUGUCGUCAUUGCAGGAACUUUCCCCAACAACGCCUUCUUGGCCGGAUUCAUCUCGACCGUCGCCUCUUUUGUUCUUGCUGCCAACCUCCGUAUCCAGACCAACCCCAAGAACGCCUCUCAGUUCCCCACCACCAGCCCUGAAAGAGCAUUCGCCGACUUUUUGGCCUGUAACGUUGUAGUCCACUUUGCCGUUGCCAACUUCCUCGGUUAA